Messenger RNA from Anopheles darlingi, 629 nucleotides. RefSeq lists its product as uncharacterized. The record is from RefSeq and is a predicted model, not a curated record. Bases 34 to 537 code for a protein of 167 amino acids. NCBI's taxonomy places the organism in Eukaryota, Metazoa, Arthropoda, Insecta, Diptera, Culicidae. The transcript is spliced from 4 exons.
UUUCCGGUGAAACAGUCGCAUCCCGAAACAGCUAUGGUUUGUGCGCCUACUUGUACCCGAAAGCGGACGCUUGAUUUCAGCUGCAAGUACCGAAAUCUUGAAAAGUUUUCGGCAGAUGUGGAGCACUUUUUGGAGGAGUACGAUCGCAUCGUGGAGCAUGUAACAGCAUACCAUCGUAGCUAUCGACGCGAGCUGAGCCAUCUGUACGAAGAUAUCGAGCUGUUGUUGCAGAAAUUCAGCUACAUUCAGUCCAACGGUGUCCGGGGGCAAUUGUUCAUGGAGAAGUUCUGCUGUGGCGUGCUGUUUGACGAUUGUGAAGAACUGAGGCAACAUUACGUUCUGUUUCAUAAUUACGCUCGAAUUCUUCAGCCAACCAUUGUGCAACUUCAAUCCGGCCAUGGUAAAAUGCAAUACUUUCAUCGACGUUUGCUAGAGUACACGUGCUAUGGCACGGAGUCGACUGCCGUACUGCUGGCCAACCUCAAGAAAAUCGCAAAGAACAUGCGCCAAACUUUGGAACGUAGCCCGAAGUGGUAGUGUACCGUUUGAACAAAGCGAAGAAUAGAAUGUGUACUAAUUUUAAACACAGAACAAAUAAACCGCACAUCCAUUGGGAUUUGCGCAGUAAA